Ornithorhynchus anatinus (platypus) is the source of this 1475-nucleotide messenger RNA. RefSeq names its product killer cell lectin-like receptor subfamily F member 1. Bases 46 to 615 code for a protein of 189 amino acids. The record is from RefSeq and is a predicted model, not a curated record. The transcript has 5 exons. Lineage: Eukaryota; Metazoa; Chordata; Mammalia; Monotremata; Ornithorhynchidae.
UUCAGAUCAGGGCCUUUCUCUCCAUUCUCCGUCCUGCCCGGAGCAAUGUCUGGAGAAAUAGUCUACGCCGAUGUCCGACUUCCCAGAAAAAAUUCCACCCCUUCCAGCCCUUCUGCCCCAAUACAAUCCCAGGACUCUCCCAAAGCCGGGCUGAGGCCUGGGGCUGCUCUGAAAGUGGCAGGUGCUGUGAUCAUUCUCCUCCUGGUGGCAGUUAUCACGCUGAGUGUCUUAGCGGUACCCAGACGACGAACGUGCCCAGCGGACUGGAAGCUGAACCAUGGGAAAUGCUAUUGGAUUUCCAACUCAAAUCAUACAAAAAACUGGAGUGGAAGUAAUGCAUUCUGUGUGGAAAACAAGUCAAAUCUGGCAAAGAUUCAAGACUUGUGUGACCUGGGCUUCAUCUGGUCACAGAUACCAGCAUCAAAGUAUUAUUGGAUUGGGCUGCACAUUCCAAAAUCUAGGGGAAACUGGACAUGGCUGGACGGCUCUGCUCUUGACUGGAGCCUGUUCCAUGUAAAACCCCCAGGUGGCAUGGACACAUGUGCUGCACUUUCACGGGAUGGGAUUUACCAAAACAAUUGUAGGGGUGAAAAUCCCUGGAUCUGCCAGCAGUAGAGUGGCCCCCUGAGUCCCAAUAAGGUUCCUGCUCUCUGACUCUGGAUCUGACAGAGGAGCACAGCCGGCAUGUGCUCUCCAUCUGUUCUCUAAGGUCCCAGCUUGCCCUGGACCAAGGAAAUGGGACCAGGAAUGUCCUUGGGUUUCAUCCUUUUCAUUCGGCAUUGAGAUGGGUGGUGACUAAAAAAAACCAGACUGUUCCAGCAAGAGAAGAAAAUUGAGUUUUCAGUCCCAUUCCUCCUUCUCGCUCUGGCAUCGGCAGGAAGAACCUGAAUCAAGAAAGAGGAUGAGAAGUAUUUGAAUUCAGAUCCUUGAGCUCCCCCAGAUUUGUCUCCAACAUCUCCUGAGCCUAUUGGUGAUUCUUCGGUGGAUACAUCUACCCAAAGAACACGGCAGGACAUUUUAGUAAUGAGAAAAAGACUAACAGAUCUGGCCUAUGGCUAAGUAGGGAAGGGCUAGCGGCCUCAUUUUAAUUCUAACAAGAGUAGACUUAGCAGGAACUUGUCAAGGAAGAACAACCGCCUAAGGCAUUUAUUUUUGCCACGGAAGUUGGUCUGGGAGUCUAUAUGAUUUACAGCUGCUGUCCCGGUGUUCAGGCUGCUGUAUGCUUCUUCCAGCAACACUGUCAACCUGAAUCCUGAGAUCUGCCCUGUGGAUGCCCAAACCAGCAGUGAGGAAGGGAUGGAAAUUCCGGAACAAUGUCUCUGAAGGUGAAACCAAACGUUCCUCGGCCGAGAUGGGCGAUGGGACCAGCACUGUAGAGAACUCUGUGUGACCUGUCCAUAACAUUCUAUGGUUAAUAUCAUGUUCUGUCAACUUGGCUUAUAGAGACACGAUCAAUGAAGUACUGCUUAAUUUCA